Messenger RNA from Tilletiopsis washingtonensis, 976 nucleotides. RefSeq lists its product as hypothetical. The record is from RefSeq and is a predicted model, not a curated record. The transcript has a single exon. The coding region runs from base 101 to 787 and encodes 228 amino acids. Lineage: Eukaryota; Fungi; Basidiomycota; Exobasidiomycetes; Entylomatales.
CGCGUGAUCAUGAGCACGACGGACUCUCGAAGACGUCUUCGCUUGCGGCUCAAGGGCCCUCGAGAGGCGUGUCGGUCCCCUGCAAGUGGGGUGCUUCAACAUGCUGGACGUCAGGCAUGCGGACGCUGACGAUGUGAGGCUGUCACGCACGAGCCCGUUGUUCUCGCAUGUUGCGCUUGCAUCAUCCAUUCACAGCGUCGCUCAGCUCGCCGUCGCCUCGCACAUGGCCAUGCUCUGCCCACACGGAGCCGCCUCUCCUGCCGGCGCUCGGCGCUGCCUCCAAAUGCUCCGAUGCACCUCUCUCAUUCCUCCGUCUCGCAGAGGCGCACGUGCCUCCGUCUCGUCGCCAUCGCUUCCGUCCAUCCGACGGCUGCGGCGCGGCAACUCGUCUGCGCGUGACCAGUCAGCCACGCAGCCUUCGCCUUUCGAGAUGCCGGCCCGCCACAGCAGCCCGCAGGAUGCUGCUGCACGCUGCCGCCGCGGCCGUCAAACGCUAUGCCGCUGGAGACGGAUGAGACACGGCGACGGCGAGGGGUGCAGGAGCAUUUGCAGCGUCCUGGGAUGCGUCGCACUCCGCGACACGGGCACGCCGCGCACAGCCGACGGCGCGAGAGGCGCAACGAGGCAGCAUGCACAAAGACAGGGAGGCUCUGCGCGCCAGGCGCGCGCGCGGCGGCGCGAUGGCCGUGGACGCAUGCGGUGUGCGGCGCCUUGGCCCGCCUGCGCUCGCGAUGCCGCGGCAGAGCCAGCUCAGACCUCUCGCGCAAGCCCCGCUGCCGCCGGCUGACCAGCGCCAUGGGCCUGCACAGAUGGUGCGAAAGCAAAAUGCGACGAACCGUGUACGCCGGAGCGAUGGCGAGCUGGUGAGCGAAGACGCGCGGGCUGCGAGCGUCCCUCUCGUCCGCUCGCUGCGGCACGCUCAAAGGUCACCAGCUGCUUCGCCGAGCCAGCCUGUCCUCUCUCAUUCGUCAUUGAG